Molecule: messenger RNA, 2399 nt
Organism: Caenorhabditis auriculariae
Lineage: Eukaryota; Metazoa; Nematoda; Chromadorea; Rhabditida; Rhabditidae
Source: the annotation of a GenBank genome assembly
AUGGGUGAGUUCUGAUUUAUAUAAAAAAAGCUGAAAAAAAUUGAUCACAAAAUUUGAAAAAUUUUUGAGUCUGAUAUUUUUUUCAAUGUAUCUUAAAAAUGUACAUCACAAUUUUUUUGAAAAAAAUUUUUCAUAGCGAGAAAAAAAUCAAAAAAAUUUCGAAUUUACAUACGGUUUUUCGAGCUCAUUUUUUUGUGUUUCAUUGCAAGUAUUUCAUCAAUAUUCAGUAAUUAAAUUUUUUUGUUGAUUAAAUUUGUCAGAACGAGUUUUCGAAUAAAAUUAUUUUUGAUUUGAGUCAAAAUUUGAAGGCGCUGAGGAAAGUCACCACGUCGGAGAAGAAAUGCCGGAAGAAGUCAAGCAAGAGCCGAAAAUAGUUCUGGUGACCGGUGGAACUGGCCUUGUGGGAAGCGCUAUUCAUCAGGUUUAUUUUCAUAUUUUUUUAAUACAAUAUUUUUUUACCUUUUUUUCAACUUUUUCAGAGAACUUUUUUUAGUACGAUCAAUUUACCCCUAACUUUUGACCAGAAACUAAAAAGCGGCUGUAGAAAUUGAAAAGCUCGAUGGUGAACGGAAGUUGUUUUGAAUAGCAUGUUUAAUUUCAUUGAUUAUCUCAUCAAAUUUUUUCUUGCACUGCCAGACGUCCCGAAAAAGUAAAAAAAAAAAGAGAAAAAUUUAAGGUUGUCAACUCAUCUGAAAAGCGCGAGGACGAGAACUGGGUUUUUAUCAGCAGCCGAGACUGCAAUUUGGAAGAUCUCAACGAAACGAGGUUUCUUUUAUAACCCAACAUUCAAAGCUUAAUUUUUGGACUUACAAUUUUUUUUUUUGAGAGCCCUCUUUGAGCGCGUCAAACCAACGCACGUCAUCCAUUUGGCGGCGAUGGUCGGCGGAUUGUUUCACAACCUCGCGCACAACUUGCAGUUUUUCAGAAGGAACAUGGUUCAUCUGAGGAUUUCCUGAAGGCCAUUUUCUUAUAUCGAAAGUUUCAGGCCAUCAACGACAAUGUUCUUGCCAUGUGCCACGAGUUUGACGUGAAAAAGUGCGUUUCUUGCUUGUCGACGUGCAUUUUCCCGGAUAAAACAACGUAUCCCAUCGAUGAAACCAUGGUAUAAUUACUUUUCAGUCCAAAAAAAGGAAAAAUCGAAGAAAUUGCUUUUCAGGUUCAUCUCGGUCCUCCACAUGAUUCCAACUUUGGUUAUUCCUACGCCAAGCGAAUGAUCGACACCCUGAACCGUGGUUACGCCCAGGAACACGGCCGAAGGUUUUCCUCAAUUAGAUAUUCGGUACUGUUCACUUCAGCUUAGUCGAAGUGGAAAUCGUGAGGAUUCUUUAGUAAAUUUAAGAACUUGUUAUGAUGGGAUAUUGUUAUUUUUAGAUACACUUCGGUGGUCCCUUGUAACGUGUUCGGCCCUCACGACAACUACAACCUCCAGGCCGGACACGUCCUUCCGGCGUUGAUCCACAAGGCCUACGUCGCCAAACGCGAUGGAACUCCUCUUCAAGUCAGUUUUUAUUAGAGAAAAAAAAAACUAGAAAUCCGAAUUUUUAAAAAAUUCAGUCAUUGAAACAUUUGCAGGUUUUUGGAACGGGUCGUCCUCUUCGACAGUUCAUUUACUCUCUUGAUUUGGCCCGUCUUUUCAUUUGGGUUAUGAGGAGUUACGAUGUUUGUUUUGAUGAAAAUUGUACUUUUUCUAAAUAUAUUCAUGUUCCAGCAAGUCGAUCCCAUCAUUCUAUCCGUAGGUGAGGAAGAUGAAGUCUCGAUUUCCGAUGCCGUCAAUGCCGUAGUUAAGGCCAUCGGCUUCCAGGUAGAUAUACCAAUUUUAUGAAGCUACGGUUAUCCCAAUCGGCGAGUCCAAUUUUGGUUUUACCAGCUGGAAACGCUGAAUUUCGGGCUGCCAGUUAGAAGCUUCAAGCUUGGGUUCGCCAGUUGGAAACUCUGAUUUUCGGACUGCCCUUUGUCAUAUCCAAUCUGAGAGCUGUCAGCGGAAAGUUUCAAAUUCCAAAUUUGGACUGCCACUUGAAAUCUCUAAGCUUGAGACUGUCAGUUAAAGUUUUCAAACCUGAGACUCUUGCCUAUUAUUUAAUAGUUCACAGACCGUAAUAUUCGUUGAUAUAAAAACUUUUAUAACUUGAAAAGUGAAGAUUCCAUCUCAAAAAAAAGGUUUAUAGCAAAAACUAGGAGAACCUCUCAUAAGCCCCCCUGAAUUUCUGAACUUUAUCAAAACCAAGGUUUAGGGAGAAGUGGCCUACGAUACGUCACGGGCCGACGGACAGUUCAAAAAGACGGCGUCGAACGGAAAACUCCGACGGCUAUUGCCCGACUUCCAAUUCACGCCCUUUGAAACGGCCAUCAAGGAGAGUGUCGAAUGGUUUGUUGACAACUAUGAGACGGCAAGAAAAUAG